Messenger RNA from Trematosphaeria pertusa, 1220 nucleotides. Its product is annotated as electron transfer flavo protein beta subunit. Gene Ontology annotation, molecular function: electron transfer activity. Lineage: Eukaryota; Fungi; Ascomycota; Dothideomycetes; Pleosporales; Trematosphaeriaceae. Gene Ontology annotation, cellular component: cytosol. The record is from RefSeq and is a predicted model, not a curated record. The transcript has 2 exons. Bases 138 to 905 code for a protein of 255 amino acids.
UCCUCGGCUCACGCAUCUGAUCCUGGACGUCAAGCUCCGAUCCGGCCGCCAUCCCACGCUUGCUCCUCCGCUCCAAUUCCUCCGAUUCUUCUCCUCCACACUCAGUAGGGCAGCGUAGGCGGAGCAAGAGUUUCGCGAUGUCUGGUUUGAGGAUAUUAGUGCCCAUCAAGCGGGUCAUUGACUAUGCGGUCAAGCCCCGCGUCAACCGCGCCCAAACGGCCGUCGAAACCGCAAAUGUCAAACACUCGAUGAACCCCUUCGACGAGCUCUCCAUCGAAGAAGCCGUCCGCCUCCGCGAGCGCAAAGUCCCCGUCUCCGAAAUCGUCGCCUUCUCCGCCGGCCCCCCCAAAUCGCAAGACAUCCUGCGCACCGCCAUGGCCAUGGGCGCCGACCGCGGCAUCCACGUUGUCGUCGAGGACAAGGACCCGCAAUUAGAGCCGCUGGGCGUGGCGAAGCUGCUGAAGAAAGUCGUGGACGAGCAGAAGAGCAAUCUGGUGAUACUGGGGAAGCAGAGUAUCGAUGACGACGCGGCACAGACAGGGCAGAUGCUGGCGGGGCUGCUGAACUGGCCGCAAGCCACGCAAGCGAGUAAGGUGCAGGUUGAGGGUGAGACGGUGACUGUGACGAAGGAGGUAGAUGGCGGUGUUGAGACGGUCAGGGCGAAGCUGCCCAUGAUUAUUACGACGGAUUUGCGGUUGAAUGAGCCGCGGUAUGCGAGCCUGCCGAAUAUUAUGAAGGCGAAGAAGAAGCCACUCGAGAAGAAGACGUUGAAGGACUAUGAGCUAGAUGCGGCGCCAAGGUUAAAGACGAUUAAGGUGACGGAACCGCCUCCACGGAAGGGUGGCGUCAAGGUUGAGGAUGUGGAUGGCAUGAUUAGCAAGUUGAAGGAGCUGGGUGCUUUGUAAGAGGGUACAAGAGGAGGCCAGGUGCGACUUGUAUAUAUGUACUGGCUUGGGAUAGAUUUUGAAAGAGCAAUACAUGAUUGCAAAAAGUAGAUUGGAUGCCAGCUACGCAGCGUGGUUCUGUGCACCAUCACCAGUGGUAUUUUUCCUGCGACACAGGAGAAUUCCGGGUGCCGCAUCUACCACGUCUCCUGCUUAUACCUCCCGGUCUUCUCCAUAUCCACCAAGUACGCCUCGGCGUCUUCUCGACUCAAGCUCCCAUGCGUCUGGAACGCUUCAAUCAAGGCCUCGCGCACAGCUUGCGGCAUCUUACCCGAG